UCCAGCGGAAGUAAACAAAACAAGCGCUAGCUGCGUUAGCUCCACGGAUGUGUGCAUUUAGCGGCGGGAUGAUGGUGUAGUUUUCGACAAUAAAUAGUUAGAUGUAAUUAGACAACAAUGUGUUCAGUUGAGUCUCUGAGAGAGUUUGUCAACGAGCGACUAACUGCUGCUGCUGAAGAAAUAUUGGGAGUUUUUAAAAGAAGCAUCGUCGAGUACGAGGAAGAGAUCGAUCGUCAGCGCAGACUGUUGGAUAUCGUUUUGAAGCCUGAAAUAAAGUUACACAGGACAGAGCUCCCACAGCAACAUGUGUGUAAGGAGGAGGAGGUUGUCCCUGAGCAGCAGCUCUGUAUUGAGGAGAGGAAGUCCAGUGUGGACCAAGAGGAGCCAGAGCCUCCACAGAUUAAAGAGGAAGAGGAGGAAGUGUGCAGCAGUCAGGAGGGAGAGCAGCUUGUAGUGAAGCAGGAGACUGAUGGCUUCAUGUUGACUCCUGCUGAUGAGGAAAGUGAGCAGAGUGAAGAUCAGACUCUGGACUUCAUUCAUGAUGACACUCAAAGUGCAGCAGAGAAAGAGUCUGUAUUUAAAAUGCCAGUUAUAAGCUCUGUGAUAUCAGAAGCAACCGGUGAGCACCAGCUGCUCUGUCACAACUCUCAUGUAGCUGAGAGCCAAAAUCAGAAAGGAGGACAUCAUGGAGAUUCGAGAUCAGUCUCACCAAUAAUGUGUAUAACUCUACCAUGUCAAAUAUUCACGGCAAAACUUGCACAGGUGAAAAGUCUUUCAAGUGUGACACUUGUGGGAAAGCUUUCAAGUACAAGUCUCAGUUAUAUAAUAUCCACCUGAGAAUCCACACAGGUGAUAAGCCAUAUUCUUGCAAAACAUGUGGGAAAGAUUUCCGCUAUAGUAGUUACUUGUUAGCCCACAUGAGAAACCACACAGGUGAGAAGCCGUACCUUUGUAAGACCUGUGGGAACAGAUUCUGUGAGCUGUCAGUACUGAAGAGGCACAUGAGAAUCUCACACAGGUGAAAGGUCAUUUACUUGUAAAGUAUGUGGGAGAGCUUUCAGAUGUAAUGGUAACUUGAAAGUGCACAUGAGAACCCACACAGGUGAGAGGCCGUAUACCUGUGAAAUAUGUGGGAAAGAUUUCAGAAUCAGCAGUAACUUGACAGUCCACAUAAAAAGAACCCACAGGUGAAAAGCUGUAUCACUGCAACACGGGUAAAGUUGGAAAACAUCGAAGAGAUAUUAAGAUGAAUAGUGUCUUGUUGGUUCACAUGGAAAGAGUCCCUGGUGACAAACUAUAUUCUUGCAUUACAUGUUUUCUCCUUUCAUAUGACUGUAUCACUUAUAUUUCUGUAAGUAGCUUUUAAACAAUCAUAAUCUCUUGAAUCAAGGAAAGUGUUAAUUUCACAGUGAGUGCAAUGUAAUUAAAGUAAUCGUGUAAAAUCGA
Messenger RNA from Epinephelus lanceolatus (giant grouper), 1446 nucleotides. The record is from RefSeq and is a predicted model, not a curated record. Lineage: Eukaryota; Metazoa; Chordata; Actinopteri; Perciformes; Serranidae.